Pieris brassicae (large cabbage white) is the source of this 1272-nucleotide messenger RNA. RefSeq names its product N-alpha-acetyltransferase 30-like. The record is from RefSeq and is a predicted model, not a curated record. Gene Ontology annotation, molecular function: protein-N-terminal amino-acid acetyltransferase activity. The transcript is spliced from 2 exons. Gene Ontology annotation, cellular component: NatC complex. Bases 313 to 1182 code for a protein of 289 amino acids. NCBI's taxonomy places the organism in Eukaryota, Metazoa, Arthropoda, Insecta, Lepidoptera, Pieridae. Gene Ontology annotation, biological process: N-terminal peptidyl-methionine acetylation.
CAUCUUUUUUGCAAUGUGAUUGUAGAAGGCUCGUAAAUUAACACUUUUAUUGGAAAUUUUUAAUCAAUUGAAAGUAUUAUUUUCGUAUGUCUAAUUUAGGACGACCAGCUACUUUGUCAUUAAAUAUUGUCAUAACUAAGGAAACAAAAUUCUAUUAAUAAUUGGAAAGUGCAUAUUGAGCACCCAAGAUGUCGGUAAUAUUCUUCUAUGAUUUUGACAAGAAAAUAUUUCACUAAUGGGAAAGGUGAUGGGUGGAGGAGCUUACAGUCGUUGAAUGUGUAAAUAAUUAUAAAUAGUUAGACGAACAAAAACAUGAGUCAACGUGCAGAUGAUCACGUAGGAAACGUGAAAGAAAAUUCUAAAUGUACAAGCGUGAAAAACAAAUCAAUCAAUUCCAAAGAUCCUUCAGAAACACCUGACGGAAACAGUAUAGACAAUAGCGAAGAGAAGUUGAACGAAAUGAUAUCACAGUCACUUCAUAUAAAGCAUCACAAUAACCUAACAAAUGGCACUAGUGAACAUUCGAAAAUUAAUAAUGAACCUAUUAAUGAUUCGUCAGAACAACAAUCUCCAUGUGAAGAUACUUUUGUAAAUAGUGUACAUUGUAGUGACUUAACUCAACACACAGAGAAUACUAAGAAUGGUUCAUCUGAAUCAAAUGAGAAAAGGACUCUUGAUAGUGUCGAGAAAGAUGAAAAUCAUUUUCAAGAUAUGGAAAAUGAUGGAAAGAUAUUCAUUGUAUCAUAUGAAUCUGAGUUACAAAUGCCUGAAAUCAUGAGACUAAUACAGAAGGAUUUAUCUGAACCUUAUUCAAUCUACACAUAUAGAUAUUUUAUACAUAAUUGGCCUAAGCUUUGCUUUUUGGCAAUUCAUGAUAAAAAUUGCAUUGGUGCCAUUGUAUGUAAGUUAGACAUGCAUCGCAAUGUUGUUAAAAGAGGCUACAUUGCUAUGUUGGCAGUUGAUAAGAAAUAUAGAAAAAGAGGGAUUGGAUCAAAGUUGGUUCAAAAAGCAAUACAGGUCAUGAUUGAUGACAAUGCUGAUGAAGUUGUAUUAGAAACAGAAAUAACAAAUAAACCUGCACUGAAACUGUAUGAAAAUUUGGGCUUUGUUAGAGACAAACGCUUAUUUAGAUAUUAUCUUAAUGGAGUAGAUGCAUUGAGAUUGAAACUAUGGCUCAGGUGAAAAUUGCAGUUGUCCUUUGGGAUAUCUUAAAUGUUGUGUUGUAUUAACACCAACAGUUUCAGGUGUAUAUUAUAUUAUGCAUAAUAUAAA